This is a messenger RNA of Rhinichthys klamathensis goyatoka, 1533 nucleotides long. RefSeq names its product polymerase (DNA-directed), delta 3, accessory subunit (gene pold3). The record is from RefSeq and is a predicted model, not a curated record. The coding region runs from base 88 to 1461 and encodes 457 amino acids. Gene Ontology annotation, molecular function: DNA-directed DNA polymerase activity. Lineage: Eukaryota; Metazoa; Chordata; Actinopteri; Cypriniformes; Leuciscidae. Gene Ontology annotation, cellular component: nucleus; delta DNA polymerase complex. Gene Ontology annotation, biological process: DNA strand elongation involved in DNA replication; DNA replication; nucleotide-excision repair, DNA gap filling. The transcript is spliced from 12 exons.
GUAAAUACGGUCCAGCAGCAGUUCCCGCGUUUGGCAGCUCUUUCAAUCACAACUUGGACAUUGAUUCAGCAGCCAGUCAUUCCGGAUAUGGAUGACCUGUAUUUAGACAAUAUUGAUGAAUUUGUGAAUGAUCAAAAUAAGAUCGUCACUUACAAAUGGCUCAGUUUAACUCUUGGAGUCCACGUGAACACUGCAAAACAAAUGUUGUAUCAUUACUUGGAGCAGAAACGCAGGGAAAGUUCAGGGACUCCCCUUCAUGCCACCUACCUUGUAUCUGGCAAGUUAGUUGAGAAUGGUAGUACGUGCCAUAAAGUGUCAGUAGUACGUGAGGACAAGCUUGACGCUGUUAAAGCAAAGAUGGAUGUGACAAUCAGUGUGCAUGUCUACAGUGUGCAGAGAGCGGAGCUGAAGGAUAGUUCUCCACUUUACAGUACAGAUUACGAUGCUGUUAAGGAGAACCUAAAGAACUGCAACAAGUACAGCGCUAUACGUUGUUCUGCGGCGGUCCCCAUGCCAUCUGUAGAGCUGCAGAGAGCUCAGGAGGUGGCUUUGGUCCCUCCAGUGGAGAAGGAAAUCAAUAAACCUCGCAUGAAUGAAAACACUUCUGCUACCUCAAAACCUAGUGCUAAGCAGCCAGCAGGCAUCAUGGGAAUGUUUGCUAGCAAAAAUGCUUCUAAGAGUCAAGAAUCCAGCAAGGAAGUGAAAACAGAGCAGAAAGAUGAUUCUUCCCUGGUUGAAACCUCAAAAACCAAACCGGCCUCCAAAGCGAACCCUAUGAGUAACUUCUUUGGGAAGUCUGCCCAAAAAAAGGUAGAUGAAAAACCCAACAAAAGCAUCAAAGAGGAGACCGGCGGUGACUCCGCAGCAUCGAAUACUGCAAGUGUGAAACUGUCACAGCCGUCUCCCAAAUCUGAGUUUGCCAUUAAAGAGGAACGAUCUAAGGUGUCCAGUGCUUUGAAAGUUGAAUCAAAAGACACUCGGAAUAAAUCAAAGCGUCCUGAGGUUGUGGACAGUGAUGAUGAGAAAAUGGAGAACCAGCAGAAAAAGAGACGGCGUAUAAAGAAGCCCCAGCCAGACAGCAGUGAUGAUGAAGUUGUGCCAGAUUCUCCACCUGUGCCAACCAAACAGACUCCCAGCCCCAAAAAACAAGUGAAGAGAGAGCCUGUUUCACACCAAGAGAGCUCAGAGGUGAAGAGGAGGAAAAGGAGGCGUGUUUUGAAGUCUCACACAUUUGUUGAUGAAGACGGUUCCUUUGUGACCGAGAAGGGUUAUGUGAGUGAGUCUUACUCUGAGAGUGAAGAGGAGCCUGAACCCAAAAGUCAAGCCAAGGACUCAAGUUCAAUCAAGCAGUCAUUUGGAAAAAAGGAGGAAGAGAAAAAAGAAAAGAGUCAGAAGAAGACCUCUGCCACUAACAAAUCUACAAAACAGCCAUCCAUUAUGGGAUUUUUCCAGAAGAAAUGAUUUAUUUGUCUUAUUCUUUCAUGGACUUUUAAAGGAAUAGUUCACCUGUAAAUGAAAAUUGUUGUUAACUAC